AUGCGCUACGCCAAGGUACUGGACUUUAAGCGGAAGUACAUCGAGGCGGCCGCCCGCUACAGCGAGCUCAGCUUCAAGGAGAGCGGCGUCACCGAGGAGGAGCGCGUCGGCUUCCUCAACGACGCCAUUCUCUGCACCAUUUUGGCCAGCGCCGGCCAACAGCGCUCCCGCAUGCUGGCCACCCUCUACAAGGACGAGCGCUGUCAGACGCUGCCCACCUAUCCCAUCCUCGAGAAGAUGUACCUCGACCGCAUCAUUAAGGCCGCCGACCACCAGCUCUGCGCCCGCCUCAUCAAGCCCCACCAGGAGGGCGUCCACGCCGACGGCUCCAGCACCUUCCUCGAACGGGCCAUCAUCGAGCACAACCUCCUCUCCGCCUCGAAGCUCUACUCGAACAUUCACUUUGAUGAGCUCAGUCGGCUGCUGGAGCUGCCGCCGGGCAGCGGCAAGGCGGAGAAGAUCGCCUCGGCGAUGAUCACCGAAGACCGGAUGGUGGGGACGAUUGACCAGAUUGCCGGCGUCAUUAGCUUUGAGCGGAAGAACGCCCUGGUCGGCUUUGACCGGGCGAUUGGCAGCCUCUGCGCCCAGGUGAACGGCAUAGUCGAGGCGAUUACUGUGGCGGCGCCGGAGUGGACGGAGGCGAAGAUGAGAGAGCUGACGCCGCAGUUGAGCAACUGA
Rhagoletis zephyria (snowberry fruit fly) is the source of this 678-nucleotide messenger RNA. Its product is annotated as COP9 signalosome complex subunit 4-like. Lineage: Eukaryota; Metazoa; Arthropoda; Insecta; Diptera; Tephritidae. Gene Ontology annotation, cellular component: COP9 signalosome; cytosol. The record is from RefSeq and is a predicted model, not a curated record.